AUGAAUAACAACACAGCUACGACGCUCUUACUGGUCUCAAGGAUAACCAUUGCUUCCUCACCCUCCUCAUCUUCCUCCUGCUCCUCCUCCUCCUCAUCUUCCUUCUUCUACUCCUUCUCAUCUUCCUCCUGCUCCCCCUGCUCCUCAUCUUCCUUCUUCUACUCCUCCACAUCUUCCUCCUGCUCCUCCUCCUCCUCCAUCUCCUCCUCACCUUCCUUCUUCUACUCCUCCUCGUCUUCCUCCUACUCCUCCGUCUCCUCCUCACCUUCCUUCUUCUACUCCUCCUCAUCUUCCUCCUGUUCCUCCUCCUCCUCACCUUCCUUCUUCUACUCCUCCUCAUCUUCCUCCUGUUCCUCCCCUCCUCCCCCACCACCUCCACCUCCUUACUCUUUUUCUUGA
Molecule: messenger RNA, 399 nt
Organism: Macrobrachium nipponense
Lineage: Eukaryota; Metazoa; Arthropoda; Malacostraca; Decapoda; Palaemonidae
Exons: 1
Coding region: 1-399 (132 amino acids)
Source: RefSeq, a predicted model, not a curated record